AUCGCCUCCCCCGCCGCCUGUGCUUGCAGCAUGUGUGAUUGAAGAGGCUCCAGUGCCGCCUGCCUCUCCUCCCUGCCCAUCUCACUCUCUACAGGCUGGCAUCUGACAGGAGCGGCAGUGCCCCCAGCAGCGCCCGGGAGCGGGGGCCCCCGUCUUGUACCACCCCGUGCAGCAGACCCUGGAUGAUUACCGAGGAGGCUUCUCACGGGAGGAGACCCGCCGCCACUUCUGCCGCCGCCGCCGCUUCUUCUUCUUCUUCUUCAUGUUUUUUUGUUGUGACCUGGAUUAAGAAGAAGUGAGAAGCUGAGGAGGAGAGAGAUGCCCAGGAGGAAGCAGCAGGCACCAAAACGGGCAGCAGGUUAUUUACAAGAUGGAGAAGAGGAUUUGAAGGAUGACAGUGUCAAGGAUGAUGAGGAGGAGGAUAAUGACAGCAACUCCACUGUUCCACUCCAGGACAGUGCUUACUCGCCCACAGAUGAGGAACAAGAGGUAGUUGGAGACCUCAAGCAGAGUCUCAGUUUCCAGAAUUCCCCAGGAAGCCUCAUAUGCAAUCAAGAUGGGGAAAGUGAGUCCUUGUUGAGUGAUGUCAGUGAUCAGGUGACAGAUGUAAAAAGCGUAUCUUCUAAGGAUGCUCAGGACCAAAAAACAGACCCGCUCCCCCGGCUCCAGCCAGAGGCGCACGACUGUCCGGAUAAAAUGAAGACUGCCUAUACCAACAUCUUGUCUGAUUCUUACUGGACAAAUUUAGGACUAAGUCUUAAGGUGCCUCCUACUGAUCGGAAGCCUUGUGACGGUCGUAAUGGAACUAGUAAAGGGGAAUUUGAUUGGCAUCAAGAUGCUCUGUCCAAAAGUUUACAGCAAAACUUACCCUCAAAAUCAGUUUCAAAACCAAACCUCUUCAGUUCUGUUCAGUUGUACCGUCAAAAUUCCAAAAUGUAUGGCACAGUUUUCACAGGAGCCAGCAGGUUCCGUUGCAGGCAGUGCAGUGGCGCCUACGACACCUUGGUGGAGCUAACUGUGCAUAUGAAUGACACAGGCCAUUAUCAAGAUGAUAACCACAAGAAAGACAAGCACAGACCUGCAAAUUAUUCCAGGCCCCGAAAAAGGGCAUUUCAUGAUAUGGACAAGGAGGAUGCCCAGAAAGUUUUAAAGUGCAUGUUUUGUGGAGACUCGUUUGAUUCUCUCCAAGAUCUAAGUGUCCACAUGAUAAAAACAAAGCAUUACCAAAAAGUGCCUUUGAAGGAACCUAUCCCAAGCAUCUCAUCCAAAAUGGUCUCCUCUGCAAAAAAACGUGUAUUUGAAGUGACUCGACCAUGCUCCCCAGAUUCAACCACCGGUUCCUUUGUGGAUCACUGUUCCACACAGAAGAACUCAAACUCACAACUGUCUUCUAACAAUCGGUAUGGCUAUCAGAAUGGUGCUAGCUAUACUUGGCAGUUUGAAGCUUGUAAAUCUCAAAUUCUAAAGUGCAUGGAAUGUGGCAGUUCACACGACACCUUGCAGCAACUCACGACGCACAUGAUGGUCACUGGACAUUUCUUAAAAGUUACCAAUUCAGCCUCAAAGAAAGGCAAGCAGUUGGUCUUAGACCCUCUUGCAGUUGAAAAGAUGCAGUCACUUUCAGACUCACCCUCAAGUGACAGCCAGUCAAAGCCAUCCGCAAGUUCUCCAUCUGGAGGAUCCACCUCUGAAAUCCUGACAAGUAAAGAAUGUAAAAUGGAUGUGUCAGAAGAUAGUAGCAAGGAAGAAAAAAUGGAUACCAAUGAUGAACAUGAAGAUGUUCUAGAAAAGCCUUUAGAUCCAACACUCAAGUACCAGUAUCUAAGGGAAGAGGACUUGGAAGAUGGCUCAAAAGAAGGUGGAGAUAUCUUGAAAUCUCUGGAGAACACUGUAACCUCUGCUAUUAACAAAGCCCAAAAUGGAACACCAAGCUGGAGUGCCUACCCCAGCAUUCAUGCUGCAUACCAACUUUCAGAUGUCAUAAAACCUUCAGUUUCUCUUGGUUCUCAAGUAAUGCAGAUGAGACCAACCUUCUCAAAUAAAUUUAGGCCAAUUGCUCCCAAAUGCAAAUCUACAACACUUUCCUCAAACAGCCCCCUUGAACCUCAGUCUACACAAGUGAAGGAGGAGUGUGAGGACACAGAGUCUGAAAGAGAAUUAUCAAAAGAGAUCAUUAAGUCAGAGAGAACACAAGCAGAUAAAAGUGAGAAUUCACCAAAAGCGGACAUCUUGUCAGAGUCAUCAAGUAAAGAACCGUGCUCCCCUAAACAUGAAGAGAAAACUAAACAAAGCUGUGAAAACGAUAAACCCAAACUGCUGGAACCCACCCAGUCACCACUAGAACGAGAAGAAUGUUCCUCACUACGAAGUUCAGCAAAUCAUUCCCCUGAUAUUCCAUGUGUAAAUCCUCUCAGUGCUCUACAGUCUGUGCUAAAUAAUCACUUGGGAAAAGCAUCAGAAUCGAUAAGAUCGGCUUCCAAUUCAAGUUCCACAAGCUUAAUUUCCAUGUUUCAGAAGUCUCCAGCCAGUCGGGUAGAAAAACCAGCUGUAUGUCGGACACCACCGCAACAACAACAACAACCUGCCGGCCAUUAUUUAUUUGAAACCAUUGAUCAACCAAUAGAUCUAACUAAAUCUAAAAAUAAGAAAGUGGAGUCCUCCAAAGCUCAGUCAUGUACAUCUCCCCCUCAGAAGCAUGCUCUGUCUGACAUAGCUGAUAUGGUCAAGAUUCUUCCUAAAGCUACCACCCCAAAGCAUGUUGCUUCGUCUAGAAUGGCCUCCAUGAAACUAGAGAUGGAUUCCCGACGCUUUGAAGAAGUCUCAACAGAAGUUUCAUCUUUACAUAAAAGGAAGGGAAGACAAUCCAACUGGAAUCCUCAGCAUCUCCUCAUUUUACAAGCUCAGUUUGCAUCAAGUCUCUUCCAAACAUCAGAGGGGAAAUAUUUGUUAUCAGACCUUGGGCCCCAAGAACGCAUGCAGAUUUCUAAGUUUACUGGACUUUCCAUGACAACCAUCAGCCACUGGUUGGCCAAUGUAAAAUAUCAGCUCCGGAAGACUGGUGGCACAAAAUUUCUGAAAAAUAUGGACAAAGGACACCCUGUGUUUUAUUGCAGUGACUGUGCAUCUCAGUUUCGAACCCCCUCCAGCUACAUAACCCACCUAGAGACCCAUCUUGGGUUUCAAAUGAAAGAUAUGAACAGACUGGCAGUGGAACAGCAAACCAAGGUAGAGAAGGAAAUAUCGAGGGUAGCUGUACAGAGGUCACCUCAGGUGGUGGCUGCAGAAGAAGACACAGACUCUAAGUUUAAGUGUAAAUUGUGUUGUCGGACAUUUGCUAGCAAGCAUGCAGUUAAGCUGCACCUAAGCAAAACACACAGCAAGUCCCCAGAACAUCAUUCACAGUUUGUUACUGAAGUGGAUGAGGAAUAAUUUGUUAAUUCUUCAUUUGUUUUUACCAGACUGUACAUUUUACAGCCCCACAGAACGGUGCAUUUCAUAGAAGUAGUGAACCUAUGAAGAGGUCAGGAUCUGUCAAUGUAUAUACUGGUCUGCUCUGUACCAUUGUUGAGUAGGUCAUCUCCCAUCACAUUUCCCAGGAAGCUGCUGCUAUAUUGUCCUCUUUGGGACUGCAUCACUCCUAAUUUAGCUGCAAACAGACGCGUUGUCCAUAGAUUACAAGAAACCAAAAUGCUUCAUCCCAGGAGAUUAUAUUCUUUAUAACUCAUAGUAAAUUAAAGGCGAAGUAUCACUGAUGGUCCUAUGGAUACCUAAUACCACAAGGAUACUCAUCACUGGGUUGUUUAGUCUCCAUUUCUUUUUCAAAUAUGAUCACAUUGACCCAGCAUUUUCAUUGUCACUUUAGAUGCUUCUUCGGGGUUAUGUUGGAAGAUAGGGAAAUAUAUAUUUAUUAUUGAAGUUAAAGUGGAAUUAUAUGGAUUUUAAAAAAGGUUCUAGAGGUUUGUGCUCUGACUUUGCAAAUUACCUUUUGUCAAAAUUAGAUUCCUUUGCGGAUCGUGACCCAAGGUAGUCCUGGGAUUGCUUACAAAUGCAAAGCCACAUAGCAGAAGAUUUGGAAGUGGUGUGUAGACUAAAAUAUGCAUGAAUUCAGCAGGUCCAUAAAGGGUAACUUUUAUUGCCAUGCUCCCUAAAGAGUAUUUUCACCUCUGAUCACUAUUUAGCAUAUAGAACCCAUCUAUAUAGACUGGGAGUCACCCUAUUAAUACUUUACAUAACUCAUACUGCUCCUGAAUAACAGUCUGUAUUAUAAUUCAGAGCUGUGCUCGAUAUUAUGCAGCUUUACAUCUGAAGUCUAUUAGCAUCCCCUGCAUGUUAAAUUGUCUGUACAGCUGUUAGAGGGCAUCUGUCUACAAGCUUGCCCAUUUCCAGCAACAGCCAGCAGAAUUGUGAGUGCAGCUCUGGAGUUAGUGAAAUGGCAGUGCCAUUCCUCCAUUGAUCAGCUUUAAAGAAUACCUGACAGAACUGCGAUUUUGGGGGAUGAAAUCUAGAACCCCCUGCUUGUUAUGGGUGAUCCCCGCCCGUUCAAGUAGGAGGAUGCUUUAGGAACAGCUGAAGUCUGGGUACCAAUCAAUGUUCUGGUUAUAGAUACCCUGUAACAGUAUUCAUGACCAACAUUUGAACAUGUUCUUCUUUGGCUGGUUGCUAGUCUGGAGAGCAGUUUACCACUGCAGUCUAUGAAGGGCACUGCUGAGCCAGGAUCUCGACAAGACACCGUCUGUCAGCACCUCAGACUGUUGCUGCCCCAGCUCUUUAUCCUGACCUGAGGGCCAUCUCACAGGGAUGGAUGCGCAAUGCACUUUACAUUGUAUGUCCAUCCUAAAUAUGGCCAUACACGAGUCUAAAG
Molecule: messenger RNA, 4861 nt
Organism: Bufo bufo (common toad)
Lineage: Eukaryota; Metazoa; Chordata; Amphibia; Anura; Bufonidae
Gene: TSHZ2
Product: teashirt zinc finger homeobox 2
Exons: 2
Coding region: 319-3429 (1036 amino acids)
Biological process (GO): regulation of transcription by RNA polymerase II
Cellular component (GO): nucleus
Molecular function (GO): DNA-binding transcription factor activity, RNA polymerase II-specific; DNA binding
Source: RefSeq, a predicted model, not a curated record